This is a messenger RNA of Poeciliopsis prolifica (blackstripe livebearer), 4159 nucleotides long. RefSeq names its product bone morphogenetic protein receptor, type IBb (gene bmpr1bb). The transcript has 14 exons. The record is from RefSeq and is a predicted model, not a curated record. The coding region runs from base 563 to 2182 and encodes 539 amino acids. Gene Ontology annotation, cellular component: plasma membrane; signaling receptor complex. Gene Ontology annotation, biological process: cellular response to growth factor stimulus; BMP signaling pathway; dorsal/ventral pattern formation. Lineage: Eukaryota; Metazoa; Chordata; Actinopteri; Cyprinodontiformes; Poeciliidae. Gene Ontology annotation, molecular function: ATP binding; SMAD binding; transforming growth factor beta receptor activity, type I.
GACACGAGAUUCUAACCCGUGGUAUCCCCACACUUGGAAAACUGUUGCGAGACAGAAAAGCACGCGCAAAUGAAAGGAAACCGAGGAUCCGGUCGGAGUGAAGCUGGGUCUGACCGAGCGGAGUUUCGAGCAAACAGGAGAAGGUGCAACAGAGGGCAUUUAGAGCCAUAGCUGUGACACAUCCAGCUAAUGUUGAUGCGCUGCAUUUUACACCCUGCAGACAAAGGAAGUGAUUCAGAGAGAAUACAGUUGAGCACCGGAAGGGGGGGCUUGAACUUUUGACACACACAAAUGGAGCCCCUCUGCAGCUUGCCAGACUCUGCAUAAUGUUCUCCACAUUGGCUUAUGCGCGAGUUCAGCUGUCAGUGUGGAGGAUUGCUGCAGGCUGCAAGGCAACUGUGAGAAGUUCCUGGGAGCGCUGAAAAGUAGAGUGCGAGUCACUUGCAGAGAAGGAGAGGACUCGAACCUUUUCACAGAAGGGAUUAAAAAAAACAAAAAAAAACAGACCUUCUUGAGCAGGAGGCAGCACCUCUGGGAUUGGAAGGAAGCCGGAGCUGGCAGGAUGGUUGUGGUGGUGUGGCUGUCUGCAGAGUGGGCCUGGAAAGCUGUUGUUAUGGUGGCUGGACUUGCAUCUCUGAGCUGUGGUUCUGACGCCAACCUUUUGGACACCAUGCUACUGAGGAGUGGAUGGAGGGAGGGAUCGGACGGGCCGUCGGAGGAGAGCAGCAGCACCGCCACAGUUUCAGCUGAGAACAUGCUGCGGUGCCACUGCUACCCUCAGUGCCCCGAUGGAUCCAUCAACAACACCUGCAUGACCAAUGGUUUCUGCUUCACCAUGGUUACGGAAGAGGAGGGGGGUCAUGCUGUGUUCAGCGCAGGUUGUUUGGCGCUGGGUGGCUCUGAAUUUCAGUGCAGAGAUACUUGGAGUGCACGCUCCUGGAGAGUUCUCGAGUGUUGCACGGAUCAUGACUACUGCAACAGAAAACUACGGCCAACGCUUCCUCCGCUCAUCGCAUCAGAAUACGUAGACAGCAGCAUCCAGUACAUAGCCCUGUUCAUUUCAGUGACAGUUUGCAGCAUCUUUUGUGUCGUUCUCGUCCUCUGCUAUUUCAGAUAUAAGCGACAGACAUCGCGGCCGCCCUACAGUAUCGACUUGGAGCAGGAUGAGACAUACAUUCCUCCCGGGGAGACUCUGAAGGAUCUGAUAGAGCACUCCCGCAGCGCUGGCUCCGGGUCUGGAUCAGGACUCCCUCUGCUGGUUCAGCGGACCAUUGCCAAGCAGAUCCAGAUGGUCAAACAGAUUGGAAAAGGCCGAUAUGGAGAAGUGUGGAUGGGCAAAUGGAGAGGGGAGAGAGUGGCUGUCAAAGUCUUCUUCACAACUGAGGAGGAUAGCUGGUUCAGAGAAACAGAAAUUUAUCAGACCUUCCUGAUGAGGCAUGACAACAUCCUGGGAUUUAUCGCAGCUGACAUUAAAGGAACCGGCUCGUGGACUCAACUGUACCUGAUUACAGACUACCAUGAGAACGGAUCCCUAUAUGACUACCUCAAGUCCAACACCUUAGAUGUCAGCGCUCUGCUGAAACUGGCUUAUUCCUCCAUCUCAGGCCUUUGCCACCUGCAUACAGAGAUCUAUGGCACACAGGGGAAACCUGCUAUAGCGCACCGAGACCUAAAGAGCAAAAACAUCCUGGUGAAAAAGAACGGCUUCUGCUGUAUCGCCGACCUGGGGCUCGCUGUCAAGUUUAACAGUGACACCAAUGAGGUAGACAUCCCUCCUAACCUACGAGUUGGGACCAAGCGCUACAUGCCACCGGAAGUGCUGGACGAGACCCUGAACAUGACCACCUUCCAGUCCUUUAUCAUGGCUGACAUGUACAGUUUUGGUCUCAUUCUUUGGGAAGUGGCACGGCGAUGCACCUCUGGAGGUGUUGUUGAAGAACAUCAGCUGCCCUAUCAUGACCUCGUGCCCACUGACCCUUCCUAUGAAGACAUGAGGGAGGUUGUCUGCAUUAAGAAGCAAAGACCUUCGAUUGCAAAUCACUGGAGCAGCAAUGAGUGUCUACGGCAGAUGGGGAAACUGAUGUCAGAGUGCUGGGCUCACAACCCGGCUUGUCGCCUCACAGCCCUCCGGGUGAAGAAGACCCUUGCGAAGAUGUUAGAGUCCCAAGACAUCAAACUGUGACAGAGAAUCAGAGAGAUGUUUUCUUCUCACCUACAGACUUGUCACUGCCACUGGCACAGACCUCUUAAAAUGACCAAUCGAAGAAAGGGAAAAUAAGAGACUGUGAAUGAUCGGACAAAAGACACUGCCACGCACGAUAGGCGAUAAUGGAGCCAGGAAGAAUGUCAAGAAAAAGAUUUAGCAGACGUCUGUCCUCAGACUAAGAGAUCAGAUUGUGCUUUCUGUGAAAGCUGAGUGUUUGCCCAGGCAAAGACUGUCCAUGUGGGGAGCGGCCCUACAGGUUCCAGUGAGGUUGCCGCUGUAACCUCCUUCCUGAAGCCAUACAGCAGUAAUCUGAGCAGUCUUUUGUGCUGUCACAACUGCCCUUUAUGUGUUUGAAUGAUUUUUAUUUCCAUGAGCUUUGUGAGACUCGUUGCAUGGAGAGUUCACAUUCAACAUGAUGGUAUCUUCAGCCUAAUAAUUCUGAAACAAGUGACCUCAUAGUCAAAACAAUAUUGAAUAUAUAUAUUUAGGCCCGAGCAGCGACAGCGCUGCGUAUUGUAAUCAUAGUGUUUAUUAUUCCGAUUCUGCUCAGUAAAGUGAGGGCCUUUUGGGGGCUUUAUCAUAUUCAAAAACUCACCAAACUUGGAGGACGCACACGGCCUGUGUAAAAUUUACGUAUUUUAAGGCCGUCUGAAAAAUUGCAGAAGAAACGGCUCAACGGCGCCACCUAGCAACUUUCAAAAGACCUUCCGCCAUGACCUUACUUUAUCGUAGAGACAUGAAAUCUGAGAGCUCCCCAAGAUGCACAGAAAAUACAAUUAAUGUCAUCGUGCAAAUCAAACAAGAAGUCGGCCAUUUUGGAUUGAAGUUCCGAUUUUGACCCCACUUUGGCCGUUUACAGACUUCGCAUUUGACUGAGCUCCUCCUAAGGAUUUAAGCCAGAAUUAUGAAACUUGGCACACAUAUGUAUCUUGUCAGGACUUACAACAGCAUUGAAAAGUAAUUUGACUCCACUGCACCUAGGUUAUUCCAUCAGCUAUAUCUCCCCACUACAUCAGGUGACCUGCACGAGAUGCUGUGUGCUUCACCAGGGAGCCCUGCUGAAAAUACAAUACAGCUAAUAUUAACAUAAGUCACCAAAUAAAGCAUCAACUCAGCUGUUCAGAUACACAAACAUAUUCCCAAAACCUUAAACAACAUCAAAGCAGCCCAUGAAAUACAGAACAUUGCAUCCAUCCAUGCCAUGUUAACAUAAUAAUUAUGUAAAUAUACAUUGUUAUAUGUUUUCUGGCUUUUUUUACUAAUUGCGUUUUGUGGGUUAGACUACAAAAAUUUAUUAAUUUUGGUUAAAAAUAAUAUAAGGUAAGUUUUUCAUCAGCAGUCACCGUUUAGAAACUGUUUCAAUAAUUCGCCAGUAGGGGUCAGUAUUACUCCACCAAUGACAAAGAGAUUGAAGGAGAAAAGGAAUUUUCAGAGAAAUAACUUGCAUCUGACAGAAAUCACUGUAACAACAAACUGACAAAAAGAUGAUGAAUAACUAGGUUAGUAUUUGGCCAGUAGGGGUAGUGUCACUCCACCAAUGACAAAAAGAUAGAAAGUCAUUUCUAAAUCCUACAUGCAUCUUUGGAUUUCCAUGUAACUUUUUUUUAUGAUUGACUCUUGUGAACCUCUAAGGAGCCCAACAGCAUUAAAUUGUAAUUUGACUUCACUGCGCCCCUAUGUUAAUCCAUCAGCUGUAUCUCCUCUCUACAUCAGCCGAUCUGCACCAGAUUUUUUGUGCGUCGUCGGGGAGCGCUGCAGAAGGCAUUGAUGUUCUGUGGGCGGCGGUGCUGGAACCCCCGUGGCCGCCAAUAGGUGGGGGUGGCGCUGAGCUGCGAGGGCCACCCGACGCCGCUUGCGGCUUUAAUUUAUUUUGUAAUUUUGUUCUUCAUAAUGUAUUUUUAAGUUUAUUUUGUUUCAAAAUUAAACUAAGAUCUUCUGAGCUUCCCAACCCAA